AUGUCUACUGCUGUCAAAGAGUUUCUUCUUACUCAUGUUUUUGAGAACAUCUCCACAUUGAAAGAGAACGAACGUUUUUAUAGCCCCGUCGUCGACCAUUUCAAUGUUCCUUGGAGAAUAGGUUGUGUUCGAGCCGGCGGCUUUUUCAGUUUAUAUGUUUUCUGUGAAAAACCAAAAGAUUUUGGAGAGUGGGCGAUAAACACUGUAGUUACUGUUGAACUGAUAUCAGCAACUGGAAGAAGUUUGAAGAAAAUCGCGAGUAAUUGCAAUUAUGAUUCUUCAAGUCAAUUUUCUAAUUGGGGAUUUAACCAAUUCGUGCAGUGGGAGACGAUGGAAAAAGAAUAUGCAAUCAACGAUCGUUUGAUUGUACAGGUACAUGUUGUGAUCGAACAAAUCACUGGGAUAGAGAUCUCGAAGAUUCGACAUUUCGAUGAGACGACGAAGAUUCUUUCUGAUGUAAUUCUGAUUGUCGAAGACGUAAAGUUUUACGUUUUAAAAGCGUUCCUCGCUGCUCAAUCGUCUUACUUCAAGUCUAUGUUUUUUGGAGAAUUCGAAGAAUCAAAGAAAUCAGAAAUAAAAUUAGACGGUGUCAACGCAGAAGACUUCCAAUAUUUUCUGGAACUUCUCUAUUUGGAACCAACUUUGACAAAAUUCCUUAUUGGAAAAUCUAAAGAUUCGUUGAGAAACAAACUAGCAAUCUCAAUGAAGUUUCAGUUGGAGGAUCUCAAGAAGCAUUGCAUUGAGAGCCUCAAAUCUAAAGCUGACAUCCGUGCCGUUUUGGGAGCAUCCGGUAGUGAGCCGGAAUUCGAUUCGUCAAUUACAAACAGUCUUUUCGAAAAAAUGUUUUCAUUGCCAGAAUAG
Caenorhabditis remanei is the source of this 861-nucleotide messenger RNA. RefSeq lists its product as uncharacterized. Gene Ontology annotation, molecular function: protein binding. The record is from RefSeq and is a predicted model, not a curated record. The coding region runs from base 1 to 861 and encodes 286 amino acids. The transcript has 5 exons. Lineage: Eukaryota; Metazoa; Nematoda; Chromadorea; Rhabditida; Rhabditidae.